Molecule: messenger RNA, 348 nt
Organism: Paramecium sonneborni
Lineage: Eukaryota; Ciliophora; Oligohymenophorea; Peniculida; Parameciidae
Source: the annotation of a GenBank genome assembly
AUGAGCUAAAAAAUUCAAAAAAACUAAUUAUAAAUUCUUUCAAAAUCUAAGUAAAUGAAAGUUAAAGAAGGUCAUGAUGAGAAGAAUAUUUUUAAUUCUUAUAUUUCAACACAUGCUGAGGAAAUAGAUGAUUAUUGUAAAGAAUCAAAGAAUUAAGAAUAACCACAAAGAAAAUAAUCAGAAAGAAAUUGUUAAUCUGUUAAAAAAAGAGAGAUGUCAACUCAUUAGCUAAAAAAAAGACAAUCAUAAUCUGCACAUCCAAGUUCAGUGGUUAAAGUUCAAUUUCAAACUCCUUUAUAAAAUAGAACACAUCGAAAAUUUCAAAAAACACCAUUCCCAAAACAUUGA